AUGGCAAACGAAUCCGAUGAAGGUAGCGUGUACGAGUUCGAGCGCUUGGAAUCCACACUUCCAGCUCCACUUAAACGUUCCGCUUCUUCGCUUCUUGAAAUCUUUUCUCAGGGCAACCUGAGUCAGACGUCACUCAGAGACAAUCGGUUUGUAGACAACGGAAUUCCUUCUUCACGGACCCCAAACCACGUGCCACAGAACAAUAGUCUCAAGAACCAUCUUCUAAACAAGUUAUCCAAGUCGGAAAAUGGUAGAGACUCAUCUCCAAUUCCUGUUCCAAGACCAAAGUUUAAUGAGGAAAUCCACAAGCCGGCUAUGAACACAUCGCAGUCUUCCACUGGUGUUCUCUGGGUCACCGAAAGAGCAGGCGAAUACGGCUAUGAUGGUCAAGACUCAUGGGCCAAUUUGGGACAAGGUGCACCCGAGCACGGAGACACAGUACCUGGUUCAUUCAAGCGUCCAGAACUGAUCCCAGUACCUGACCAUGCUAAAGAAUAUGCUCCUACUGCCGGAAUCAAGGAAUUGAGGGAGGCGGUUGCAAACUACUACAAUGUAACCUAUCGGAAGAACCAGAAUUCCAAGUACACCUACAAGAACGUAUGUAUUGUUCCUGGUGGAAGAGCCGGUCUUACCAGAAUUGCUUCUAUCAUCAGUGAUUGCUACUUAUCCUUCUUCCUUCCCGACUACACCGCUUACGCCGAAAUGCUUUCUUUGUUCAAAAACUUCUCUCCCAUUCCCGUUCCUCUCAGUGAAGCAGACAAUUACGAUAUUCACUUGGAAAUGAUUCGCGGGGAAUUGGCUCGUGGUGUAAGUGCUCUUCUUACCCUGAACCCAAGAAACCCCACCGGAAGAUGUAUGACUAGAGCACAAUUGGCUACCCUUCACCAGCUAUGCAGGGAAAAGUGCCUUUUGAUCAUGGAUGAAUUUUACUCGCACUAUUACUAUGACGACCAUUGUUCUGGAAGCUCGAUUUCUAGUGCUGAAUACGUUUUGGAUGUCAACCGUGAUCCAGUAUUAAUCCUUAACGGUCUCACCAAGGCGUUCAGAUUGCCAGGUUGGAGAAUCUGCUGGAUUGUUGGUCCUGAGGAUUAUAUCAAUGCUUUAAGCAGUGCUGGUUCGUUCUUAGAUGGAGGCUCUAAUGCUCCAUUUCAGUAUGCUGCUGUGGACUUCCUCGAGCCUACCAGGGUGUUAACAGAGAUGAAGGCAUUGCAAAUGCACUUUAAAAUGAAACGUGAUUAUAUCAUUGAAAGGUUAACGAGAAUGGGGUUUGAGUUCACAGAGAGAAAUACACCCAAUUCCACCUUCUACCUCUGGCUUCACUUGUCACAUUUACCAGGAAAGCUCUCCAACAGUUUAGGAUUCUUCCACGAGUGUCUUCACGAAAAAGUGAUCGUUGUGCCAGGAUUCUUCUUUUUGAUCAAUCCACAAAACUUAUCCAGAUUGGAAGAUGUUAUCUGGUACAACUACGUGAGAAUUAGUUACGGCCCUGAAAUCGGACAAUUGGUCAAGGGAAUGGACGGAAUAGAGAGGAUCUUACACAGAUUUGGCUGCUUGCCUUACGACAUUCCAGACAAGAAACAAACACCUGAAUUAGAAAAUUAG
Molecule: messenger RNA, 1602 nt
Organism: Meyerozyma guilliermondii ATCC 6260
Lineage: Eukaryota; Fungi; Ascomycota; Pichiomycetes; Serinales; Debaryomycetaceae
Exons: 1
Coding region: 1-1602 (533 amino acids)
Biological process (GO): biosynthetic process
Molecular function (GO): pyridoxal phosphate binding
Source: RefSeq, a predicted model, not a curated record